CCUUGAUAAUAUUAUAAAACAAAACGAAAAAAGAAAAGAAGAAAAAAAACACCCGCCAAGCCGCCUGGGAAAACUCCUCUUCAAAUCGGUUAUUGCCAGUUGUGCCAAACAACCUAGCAAAGAUUUACAAUACCUCACCACCACAACCACCACCACAAAAAAGCAGAGGAAGCAAAACCCACCAACCCAGAAAUGAGUUACUCCGAUGAAUUUCCACUACUCGAGGGGGCAGGACUCUACGCGUCCGACAUCUCCGGCGACGGGAAUUGUCUUUUCCAUGCGCUUAGUGAUCAGGCACGCCCUCUUCUUCUUCCCAUUCAUACUUUUUGUGCGCGGAAACGAUGGCUUAUGGAUUUACGAUACGAUAGUUAUACGGGCAUGAAAACAGUCACUCGGAUAUUCGGGAGAAGGUUGUUGAACAUAUGCGAAACAAUGCCUCCUACUUCAAACUCUUCCUCAACCGGAAAGCAGCGAAGAAUAAUAACGCACUUGAACAGGAUGGCCAGAUCUGGGGUUUACGGUGAUAAUAUGGAGAUCAGCGCGUUCGCACGGGAGUAUGGGUGCGACGUCAAGAUUUACCAGAGGGAUUUUGCUUACGUUGUUACUGGUGGGGAGGGAGGUGGUCAUGAAGGAGGAGGGGGAAGACGAGAUUCGGGGAAGGGGAAGAAAGUACUGCAUAUUGCCUACCAUACAUGGGAGCACUACUCGUCAGUUCGGAACCGAGACGGACCGCACACCGGACUCCCGAACGUUUCCCCGGUACCCUUAACCGAGGAAGGGCGUAAGGAGCAGGAGAAGAAGUUGGCGAAUACCUCCUACGUGCGGCCUUGGAUGGUGGAAACCGUGACCUCAAGCUUGCCGUAUCUGGUGGAUUCGGGGAAGAUUUGGGAAGCUCUGGAGGAGGCCAAGGGGAAUAUCGACGCGGCGGUUUCAAGGUUGUUGGACGUUGAGGAGGGGGAGCAGGAGGGGGAGGUAAGCGAGAAGAAAGGGUAUGCGAACAAGAGCAAAGAUGUGAAGGUGGAAAAGGUGGACGUAACUCUAGGAGAGGGGGAAAAGGUAAAGGGGAAAGAAGCUCAAAAGGUGGACGCACAAGUAUCCCCUGAAAUCCAAGAUAAUGCGGAUGAAGUCAAUGGUCUAGCGGCAGAUACAAAUGGCACAAAUACCCCCAAGAGGUCGACCCCGAAGAUAGGCACCCGAGCAUCGGCUCGUAUAAGGGUUAGGGAGGACUCUGGAGGCAAUCCUGGGUCGGGGGGCGGUCCAGAGGACUCUGGUUCUGCAACUGAAGAAAUCCUGAAACAGCGACCACCGCACCUAAAGAAAGAAACCCCCCGCGAGAAAAAGGCCAGACGGAAGGCAGCUGCGAAGCAAAGGAAAAAGGAGAACGCUUCUGGCAAUAAAGAUGCGGGGUUAGAGAAAGGUACUACUGUUAUCACAGCGGGCAUUAAGGAGCUCUAUGUCUAG
Messenger RNA from Tuber melanosporum (Perigord truffle), 1461 nucleotides. RefSeq lists its product as uncharacterized. The record is from RefSeq and is a predicted model, not a curated record. Gene Ontology annotation, biological process: protein deubiquitination. Bases 193 to 1461 code for a protein of 422 amino acids. The transcript has 6 exons. Gene Ontology annotation, molecular function: cysteine-type deubiquitinase activity. Lineage: Eukaryota; Fungi; Ascomycota; Pezizomycetes; Pezizales; Tuberaceae.